Messenger RNA from Chrysochloris asiatica (Cape golden mole), 1256 nucleotides. RefSeq names its product transmembrane and ubiquitin-like domain containing 2 (gene TMUB2). Lineage: Eukaryota; Metazoa; Chordata; Mammalia; Afrosoricida; Chrysochloridae. Bases 62 to 913 code for a protein of 283 amino acids. The transcript is spliced from 3 exons. Gene Ontology annotation, molecular function: protein binding. The record is from RefSeq and is a predicted model, not a curated record.
GGUGGGUCAGUUAGAACCUAAGCAAACUGGAGGCCUGGUUGCAACCCUAUAGGCCUGACUGAUGCUGUCCCUCCCCCUUUAUUCCUGCAGUGUGGACCCAGUCAGCAGCCAGACCAUGGAGCUCUCGGACAUCACUCUCAUUGAGGGUGUGGGUAAUGAGGUGACGGUGGUGGCAGGUGUGGUGGUACUGAUUCUAGCCUUGGUCCUAGCAUGGCUCUCUACCUAUGUAGCAGACAGCAGUAGCAACCAGCUCCUGGGCACUAUUGUGUCAGCAGGAGACACAUCUGUCCUCCACCUGAGUCAUGUGGACCACCUGAUUGCGGGCCAAGGCACUCCAGAGCCAACCGAACUCCCUCAUCCAUCAGAGGGCCUUCCCAAAAGACAAGUGGGCCCAGAGAGCAGCAGCCCAGAGGGCUCCCUGAGAUCUGAGGAGAACACCUGCAUUCCUCACAGCUCAGGCCUCAUCAAUGUGCGGCUCAAAUUCCUCAAUGACACUGAGGAGCUGGCUGUGGCCAGGCCAGAGGAUACUGUGGGUUCCCUGAAGAGUAAAUACUUCCCUGGACAAGAAAGCCAGAUGAAACUGAUCUACCAGGGCCACUUGCUGCAGGACCCAGCCCGCACACUGCGUUCUCUGAACAUUACUGACAACUGUGUGAUUCACUGCCACCGUUCACCCCCUGGGCCAGCUGUUCCAGGCCCCUCAGCUUCCCUGGCUCCCUCCUCUACCAGUGAGCCACCCAGUCUUGGUGUAAACGUGGGCAGCCUCAUGGUGCCUGUGUUUGUGGUGCUGUUGGGGGUCGUCUGGUACUUCCGUAUCAAUUAUCGCCAGUUCUUCACAGCGCCUGCCACUGUCUCCCUGGUGGGAGUCACUGUGUUCUUCAGCUUCCUAGUAUUUGGGAUGUAUGGACGAUAAGGACACAAGGAGAAAAUGAAAGGCAUGGUCUUCCUCUUCCAUGGCCUACCCCCUUUCCUGGCCAGAGCUGGGCCCAAGGGUCUGGGGGCGGGGGUUGGAAAGGAUAGGGGUGCCCCUCCAGAGGACACAGGAGGCAGGUACGGUGCCUCCUCUUUAGGUCUGCAAGGGUACAGACGUCCCCUCUGUGCAAGCACGUCUCAGGUAGAAAUGAGGGUGUUGUCUUCCGUCACUUCUUAGGGUCUUAAAGCAGUUCAGAGCCUGAGGCCCAGCUCAGCAGGGGAUUCCUGCCCAGCUGCAGCCCUGGCUCUCCCCAGUGUCCUGCAUGUCUGUUCCCCAGCCCCCA